This is a messenger RNA of Acipenser ruthenus (sterlet), 3976 nucleotides long. Its product is annotated as villin-1. Gene Ontology annotation, cellular component: actin cytoskeleton; lamellipodium; cytoplasm. The record is from RefSeq and is a predicted model, not a curated record. Gene Ontology annotation, biological process: actin filament severing; barbed-end actin filament capping; actin polymerization or depolymerization. Gene Ontology annotation, molecular function: actin filament binding; phosphatidylinositol-4,5-bisphosphate binding. NCBI's taxonomy places the organism in Eukaryota, Metazoa, Chordata, Actinopteri, Acipenseriformes, Acipenseridae. Bases 361 to 2838 code for a protein of 825 amino acids. The transcript has 21 exons.
GCGACGGCUGCCUUGCUAGUUAUUGUUUGCUGAGAGCAAGUAAGAGCAGUGAGGAGGCUGAAGUUUAUUCAGAGCAAGGCGGAGAGACUGGUGGUUUGCUUGUACAGCCUAGAGGACAUCUGCUUCUGCAACAGAUGACAAACACCUGUAUGCAGAUCCCUCCUGUGCAGCCAUAUAUGGAAAGUGGAGAAUCGGCUUAUAGCUGAGGCACAAGGCAAAGUUCACCUGCUGUAAAGAGAAAGAAAGACCUUCUUUGCAGUAAGCAGCUCCCUCACCGACUCCUGCUGCACCUUCUCACAGACAGAUCAACGGGCCACCAUUUAACCAAUCAACACCAGGUUCAUUACAGAAAGUGACAACAUGCCGGAAGUCAAAACCAAAGUUUCAAAAGUACUCAACAAGACCACCCCCGGCUUGCAGAUAUGGAGGAUAGAGGACAUGGCGAUGGUCCCUGUCCCUCCAAAAUCCUAUGGGAACUUCUUUGAAGGAGACAGCUACAUCCUUUUAUCAACUCACAAAACUGGCAAUAAUUUCAGAUAUGAUAUUCACUACUGGCUGGGCAAAGUCUCCUCUCAGGAUGAGCAGGGAGCGGCUGCCAUCUACACCACCCAGAUAGACGAUCACCUGGGAGGGGUGGCUGUGCAGCACCGGGAGGUGCAGGGCAGUGAGAGUCAGACCUUCAGGGGGUACUUCAAACAAGGCAUCAUCUACAAACAGGGUGGGGUAGCCUCUGGAAUGAAGCAUGUGGAAACCAACACCUACAAUAUCAAGCGCCUGCUGCAUGUCAAAGGCAAAAAGCAUGUGGUUGCAGGAGAGGUUGAGGUGAGCUGGAACAGCUUCAAUAAGGGUGAUGUGUUCCUGCUCGACCUGGGGAAUGGGAUCAUUCAGUGGAACGGACCCGAAAGCAACCGCAUGGAGAGAAUCAAGGGGAUGAACCUGGCUAAGGAUAUCCGAGAUCGCGAGCGUGGCGGGCGGGCGAAGGUGGCAGUGGUGGAUGGGGAGAACGAGAGAGACUCCCCGGAGCUGAUGAAACUCCUGAAUGAAGUUCUCGGGGUGAGGAAGGACAUUAAGGCAGCCAUCCCCGAUGAUGUGGUCGAUCACAAGCUGAAAACAGCUGUCAAGCUCUUCCAUGUUUCUGACACAGACGGGAAUCUGGUGGUGCAGGAAGUUGCUGUGAGUCCUCUAACGCAGGACCUUCUGAAUCAUGACGAUUGCUACCUCUUAGACCAGGGUGGGAUCAAGAUCUUCGUGUGGAAAGGGAAGAAUGCUUCCAAGAAGGAGAGGUCAGAAUCCUUGGUUAGGGCACAGGAUUAUAUAAAAGCAAAAGGCUAUCCAUCUUCCACCAAUGUGGAAACUGUGAAUGAUGGCUCAGAGUCUGCUAUCUUUAAACAGCUCUUCCAGAAGUGGACAGUGAAGGGACUAACAGUGGGCACUGGAAGUACACAUAGUGUGGGAAAGAUUGCUAAAGUGGAGCUGGUCAAGUUUGAUGCAAUGUCCAUGCAUGCAAAGCCAGAGGUGGCAGCGCAACAGAGGAUGGUGGAUGAUGGAACAGGAGAAGUGGAGGUGUGGAGGAUAGAGAACCUGGAGCCCGUCCCUGUGGAGAAAAAAUGGCUGGGCCAUUUCUACGGAGGCGACUGCUACCUCAUUCUAUACAAAUACCUGGUCAACAACAAAGAGCACUACAUUUUAUACGUCUGGCAGGGUCGCAAAGCCAGUCAGGACGAGAUCACUGCCUCAGCCUUCCAGGCUGUGAUACUUGAUCAGAAAUACAAUGGGCAGCCUGUUCAAGUCAGAGUACCAAUGGGCAAGGAGCCCCCUCAUCUGAUGGCUGUCUUCAGGGGAAAGAUGGUGGUUUAUGAGGGCGGUACCUCCCGGAGUGGAGCCACAGAACCAGAGCCAGCUGUGAGGCUCUUCCAUGUGCACGGAACCAACGAGCACAACACUCGCUCCAUUGAGGUGCCUGCCCGCGCCUCCUCUCUCAACUCCAAUGACGUCUUUGUGCUCAAAUCUGACUCCUGCUGCUACCUCUGGUAUGGGAAGGGCUGCAGUGGGGAUGAGCGAGAGAUUGCAAAAACUAUGGCUGACAUCAUCUCCAAGAGAGAGAAGCUGGUUAUUUCUGAAGGUCAGGAGCCUGCAGAUUUUUGGGUAACCUUGGGUGGAAAAUGCCAGUACGCCAACAAUAAAAGGCUUCAAGAGGAGCAGCUUGACAUCACUCCCCGCCUCUUUGAGUGCUCCAAUCAGACAGGGCGAUUUGUUGCCACAGAGAUAACAAGCUUUAAUCAGGAUGACCUGGAUGAAGAUGACGUGAUGCUGCUUGACACUUGGGACCAGGUGUUCCUGUGGUUGGGCAAAGGGGCCAAUGAGACAGAGAGGAAGGAAGCUGUGACUACAGCACAGGAGUACCUGAUAACUCACCCAGGAGACAGGGACUCCAGAACCCCCAUCAUCCUGGUCAAGCAGGGCUUCGAGCCCCCUACCUUCACUGGCUGGUUCCUGGCCUGGGAUCCCCACAGGUGGAGUGAUGGGAAAUCCUAUGAGGAGUUGAAGGCAGAGCUGGGGGACGUCAGCACCAUUGUGGAAAUCACAGCGAACCUGCCUCUGAAAAAUUCUAAACAGGAGAACCUGGCAGUGCAGCUGGGCCCCCUGCCAACCUUCCCCGCUGAGCAGCUGGUCAACCGCCAGGCUGAGGAGCUUCCUGAAGGAGCAGAUCCAUCCAGGAAGGAGGAGCACCUUUCAAAUGAAGACUUUGCUGAAAUUUUCGGAAUGUCCCGUCCUUCGUUCUGGGCCCUGCCUCACUGGAAACAGCAGAACCUGAAGAAAGAAAAGGGUCUUUUCUAGAAAAUAUAUAUACGUAGAAAUGAAAAUAUACAUACGUAGAUAUGAAAAUAUACAUACGUAGAUAUGAAAAUAUAUAUACGUAGAUAUGAUUUUGCUAAUUUGUUUUCCAAGGGCAGAUGUCUUUAAAAGGCCAAUACCAUGCCAUGCUCUAUUGUUCUGUUAGAGUGCCUCCAUAGGGAAUAGGAAGAUUUCCUUUAGAAACCGUAUCAUUGGUCACCCCUUUAUUGUGAUGGAAGUCUUUUGUCCCUUUGUUUUACAAAAAUAUAGUUAAAAAAGGACCAUGCUUCCUGGUACUCAAUUAUUUCCUGUGUGUUGCAGCUAAUUGAGUUGGACCAUUGGAAUAUACUGUAGAUCAGAAACAAACUUUUAAUUAGUAUUUGAAAUAUCCUGAAUUAAAGUAGAACCAACCAGGAAAGAACCAAAAGACUCUCAAAACAAAAAAGGGGUAACCUGUCACAAUCAUUUAUAUGAUCUACAAUCAUUUUAUACACAGACAGCUGAACUCAGAAUCGAACACUCCUUUUUUACUAAUUAGUUAUUUCCUUACAGCUCUCAAUUAAAUGCGAAAUGUGUUCCAGAACAGAAGUUUGCUUGUUGUUUCAGUGUACUGUAUGUACAGCACUAUAAAUUCCUGGUAUCUGAUCAUUUCCUGUGCUGUAAGUUCCAGUUAUACAGAUCCAUUGGAGUAAAUCUCCUGGCUUAAAGGAAUGAGCUAAAGGAAACUAAUUUAUUCAGGUUAGGGGCGCUUGAUUAACAUCUUUAAAAUCUUAAAAGGAGCUGGCAAAAAUAACCUGUAACUGAUGGUUUAAGCACAGCACAGAAACCAGGACCAGAGUACACUGUAGUAAAUUCAGUGGAUAUACAAUUAGGAGAGGGUAGGAGACAGUGGUGAGGGUAUAGGAUGGGCUGUCUAGCCUUGUUGUUGAUGCUGAAUAAUUGGGAUCCUUUAAGAACUGAUUUGUUUUUAGAUUAAUCUACUAGGAACCAGACGAGAAUUAACAAAAUGGCCUUUCUUUUGUUCUUAAAGCAGAACUGAAAUUGAUGUUGCUAGUGCAAUUAGAGGUAAGAGGAUGAAUUUCAAUGUCAUCUAGUGUUUGCAUAUAACAGUUAAUCUAAUAAACAGUAUCAACUCUUCAAA